GGUGCCAGUGAUGCAACGGAUAAAUACCUUUUGGGAAAACUGAAAAUGAAAGAAACCAACUGGCUUGGGAUCUGCGAGACUAAACCAGAGAGUUUCAUUGUUAUUUGCAAACCACCCCAGAGUUCAUCAUGUCAGCUCAAAGCCUCUGUAUCUUUUGUUGAACCAUUUUCCUCUCAUUUUGAAAACAUACCAAGAGAACUGGUUGAUGUUGUUCUGGAGGAACUGGAGCUUUGUGGAACGUUGCUGGAAGCCAGGCCUGGAGAAUGCUUUGUGGUCCGUCACCACCAUCAUCACAUGAACCCAGGCACUCCUAUGAAAAACAAGAAAAACUCCUUGGAAGCAAACUUCUGUGAUAACUGCUGCAUCAGAGAUGCUCCCGAGGCCGGUGGCCUCGCCAACUGCUGCCUUACCCAAACGACGAGCGAAGCCAAACUCCGUUCCAGAAGCAUUGCUGAGUCUCCGGCUAGUCCUAAAGUUUUGCUUGUUCUGUAUGCUACUGAUAACAUUCUGCAGAAGAACAGUGACAUCAUUUGGAGGGGCUGGGAUGAUGAAAGCUGUAAGAAAUAGUCAGCUCUGGUUGAGGAACUAUUCGUGCUACAGCGGGCGACAGCUCCUGGGAUCGCCUGCCCACUGCUUUUCCUCCGUGGGUUUCUGAAACUCACGUCAGACUUGGUAAAACUGGCUCAAGGGCUGAGCUGCACAGUAUUUCAGCAAGCUGAUAAUUUGAACGUUUCUCUAGAAAGUUGCUACAGUGGAGACUACGGCUGUUUCCCAGGAGAACAGGAGGCUGCAAACUUAUUCCUGUUAAGUAAAGACAUUAUUAUUGGACCUUAUAUCCUGAAAAUAACGCCAAAGUGCUCCUUCAGCCACCCAUCAGAUCUGGCGUGCCGUUUUAGUGCGCGUUACCUCCAGGGGGAACGGUCACUGAAAUACAUCCUGCUAAAGCUGGCCCUUCUGCGACGUGAAGGAACACCAGAACAAACCAUGAUUCUUUCCGACCUCCCUCAUGAGAGCUUUGUGGUACCAAAAGCCCAAGGUACAAAACUAACGCACCUUGGGUGGGUACAGCAGAGGACAGGCAAGGGUGUCGUGGCUGCUGAAUGCGGCCGGGUGACUACAGCAAACGGUGGACAAAGGUGUGCAGGAACUGGCGUGGCGCUCACUGGGGCUUCUCAGACCAUCACGGAUAGCGGGAUUACUGGAGCUCAGGGCUCUGGUGUUGAGCUGUAGGCAAGAAGCACAGCCAUCUUAGAGGGUUAGAAAAUUCAUCACUGCAAGAGCACCAGAACCAGCAAGACCUCAGCACAGCACAGCCAGGGGGGCAUUAAUGGUAAGGUGCUCCUGCACAGCAUAGCCUGGCUACGGAAAAGCCUUGAGAGCCACUUGUACCUGUGGGUAUCCCGUGUCGUCAUCCACCCCUGCGCCGGGUCACUUCCUGGCUGCUGGUCCGAGAGGUAG
Messenger RNA from Cariama cristata (Red-legged seriema), 1458 nucleotides. Its product is annotated as SHC SH2 domain-binding protein 1-like protein. Gene Ontology annotation, biological process: male meiosis cytokinesis; spermatogenesis. Gene Ontology annotation, cellular component: meiotic spindle. The record is from RefSeq and is a predicted model, not a curated record. NCBI's taxonomy places the organism in Eukaryota, Metazoa, Chordata, Aves, Cariamiformes, Cariamidae.